Molecule: messenger RNA, 252 nt
Organism: Lemur catta (Ring-tailed lemur)
Lineage: Eukaryota; Metazoa; Chordata; Mammalia; Primates; Lemuridae
Product: UPF0729 protein C18orf32 homolog
Exons: 2
Coding region: 1-252 (83 amino acids)
Biological process (GO): positive regulation of canonical NF-kappaB signal transduction
Source: RefSeq, a predicted model, not a curated record
AUGGUUAGAAGUUCAAGCCUGGAACAAUGCAUUCCUUGUGUCACCAUUCCAGUUCUGCUCUGGAUCUACAAAACAUUCCUGGAGCCAUACCUGUACUCUCUGAUUUCCCCUUUUGUUAGUGGUAUAUGUCCUAGAAAAGCUAUAGAAGAAUCCAGUGAAAUAAAGGCAGGCAAAGUAGACUGCAAGGAUACAGACAUAAAUGGAUUACCAACAAAAGGACCAACAGAAAUCUCUGACAAAAAGAAAAACUAA